CAGCAAGCAGCAAAGGCCGCUCCCUCUCCGAAGCUCUGCCUCUACAGCUUGGACCAGUCACCAUGGUGAUAACUUCUCUUUCGGUUACAGCAGGAAAAGCUUGUAGGGAAAUGAUUUUCUGUACUGCCAAGCUCUGACUCCGCAGUAGUCUGCAUCAGCAGCACAGUGUCUUGGCAUCACUCCUCGUCCUUCCUCCGGAGUCAUGUGAAAGUGCUCCACGCUGGUUACUCUCGCCGCAGACCGAACCCUCCUUCCCGUCCGCUCGGACGUCCUCGCCCCGGCAGCCGCAGUGGCGUAGUAUCCCCGUCUCCGCUGUCACCUUCCCGGUUCGGUCCGGUUUAUCAACCUGCGCCUCCUUGGCGUACGGAGGAGCCGAGGAUGAGCGAGCAAGGGAAGGGCUCGGCAUCCACCUCCACCGCGGCCCCAGCUCCGGGGUCGGACACCUACAAAGGCUGGCUCUUUAAAUGGACUAACUAUCUGAAAGGGUACCAGAGGCGAUGGUUCGUCCUAAGCAACGGCCUGCUUUCCUAUUACAGGACACAGGCAGAGAUGGCCCAUACAUGUCGAGGAACUAUAAACUUGGCAACAGCACACAUUGAUACUGAGGAUGCCUGCAACAUUGUUCUUAGCAGCGGUGGGCGAACAUACCACUUGAAGGCAAGCACCGAAGUGGAGCGGCAGAGAUGGGUUACUGCGCUGGAGUUGGCUAAAGCGAAAGCAAUCCGCAUGAUGAAUGAUCAAUCUGGUAAGAGCAGCUGUUACGAGCUGCUGCUACAUUCAAAUGAACCAACCGUGACUUUCUUUUUUAAAUGUGGAAAAUGUUUUCUUAAAAGAGUAACAAGCGAACUUUCAGUAUUUUUCAGCAUUAAUCUGUACAACAAAACAAACCACUAUAUUAUAAUUUAAUUUUCUACCAGGCUUGAUCACAUAAAAUAGAUUGUCACUUGUAAAAGUCACAGCUCACUCAAGUUGCUGUUAGUGACGCUUACAUAGAAUACAUGGGGAAAAAGCUAGCUCUGAGUAAAACUGGAGUCCUGAUUGUCUUCAAGUGAACAUUUUGGUCUGCUGGGUGUACCGUCUGCCAUUUUCCUCCUAUGCCAAGCUAUGCUGGUUAGCCCAGAGUGGCAGCUGUUCCCAUGCAUGUACAGAAAAAACGCAUGCAUGCAUAAAGACGUUCACGGAGCCGGCCCUGCUAUGUAUACAAAAGACUGGACAACAAAUCAGAGGGAUGGUAUAUGAUGUCUUAUCAUAGUUCUCCUGAAAAUAAACUUUUAAUU
This is a messenger RNA of Cyprinodon variegatus (sheepshead minnow), 1277 nucleotides long. RefSeq names its product oxysterol-binding protein 2-like. Gene Ontology annotation, cellular component: recycling endosome; trans-Golgi network; early endosome. Bases 379 to 906 code for a protein of 175 amino acids. The record is from RefSeq and is a predicted model, not a curated record. Lineage: Eukaryota; Metazoa; Chordata; Actinopteri; Cyprinodontiformes; Cyprinodontidae. Gene Ontology annotation, biological process: receptor recycling; endosome organization; retrograde transport, endosome to Golgi. The transcript has 2 exons.